AUGUGUAUUACCACCUCGUUCAAUAACACACAAGAUAUGCAUAGUUCAAAGAAUAAAUCGACGAAUAAUUUGUUACAUAUAAAAAAGACACAAUUGUCAUCCACCAUUAAUUUAUUCAAAAUUAUUUUUGGUUUAAUAUCUGUGCAGAUUGCUUCUAGGACCUAUGAGCCUCCUCAUGAGGGUAUUGUAUCUCUUUCAAAGUUACAUAAUAAAAUUGGAAACAUAGCUCCGUCGUUGAAUGGACCGUGUUUUGGAGAUGGUGAUUUAUGGUGCGUAGAGAAUUUAUGUGAGGAUGAACUAUGUUCUUCCGAAUCUAAAUCUUAUAGACAAGGGAUUUGUGAUGCUAUUAUAAAAAGUAUGAAGGGAAAUGUAUCUUCUAGUGAACAAGAGUGGAGUUCGACUUCAUUAGAUCUUGGGGCUUCAUUUUCUACAACAAGAAAUCCUUUUGUUUGGCGAACUGAUUUUACAAAUAAUCAUAAUAAAUCUUCUUCUUUAAUUAGUAACAUUAGCUAUGGUCCAACUAGAUUUAGUGUGAAUGAAUAUGAGGUGUUUUGUGUUAGUAAAACUGAUAUCGCCGAUGUGCCCAUUAAUUCUAAAAAAUUUAGACGUGGUAAAAAAAGGCUAACCCUUGUUGAGAAAUAUCACACUCCUAUGGAUAAGGAAGGGUGGUGGGAAUGUAAUUAA
This is a messenger RNA of Funneliformis caledonium, 684 nucleotides long. Lineage: Eukaryota; Fungi; Glomeromycota; Glomeromycetes; Glomerales; Glomeraceae. The record is from the annotation of a GenBank genome assembly.